Rhincodon typus (whale shark) is the source of this 1017-nucleotide messenger RNA. RefSeq lists its product as uncharacterized. Bases 1 to 1017 code for a protein of 338 amino acids. The record is from RefSeq and is a predicted model, not a curated record. NCBI's taxonomy places the organism in Eukaryota, Metazoa, Chordata, Chondrichthyes, Orectolobiformes, Rhincodontidae. The transcript has 5 exons.
AUGGCCACUGCCUAUUCUCCAGGCGAUCAGCUGCGGGAGAACGUCAAGAAACUUUCGGUGGCAGUCACGAGAGUUUCCGUAUCAGAAGAACGAAGUUUGAUUUCCAGUGUUUUACCUCUUGAAGCAUCUCACAUGAAAAUUCAAGUUCAGAAUUCUGGAGUCGCUGGUGGAUUCGAAUGUAUUGCCUUCGCACUGUUGCUUAGAAAAGAGGGAGUCAAUGGUUGUUUCAGUCAGUCAGUGACACAGAGCCCGACAAGGGUAACUGCGAAGGAGUGUCAGACUCUCGCCAUAACUUGUGUUUUUGAUGAUUACCAUUUUUUUCAUACUUAUCGUUAUGUGAGUGGACAAUUCUUCAGACAAACGCAAACAAUGACGGAGUGGGAGCAGGUCUCCGGCAGUGGGAGAUUUUCAAUGCUCUCAAAUGAAGCACCAAAGACAUUUUCGUUGGAAAUUCGGGAUGUCAGAGUUCAAGACGCCGCCACCUACUACUGUAAAGCUCGGUAUUCAAUGAGAGGAGUAACAUUGUGUAAUGAUUACUAUGCGGAUGGAUCUGGAACAGUGGUGACUGCCGAAGCUGAUUCCAAUUCCCUGGUGUCCCAGAUUCCGCCUCGACAAACCUCUGCUGCGGGUGACACCGUUACUUUAAGCUGCGACUAUUCAGGGUUCUGUCAGUACACAAUUUACUGGCACAGUCAGUCGUCAGGACAGGCUCCGAAAUACCUCCUUCAAAGAAACACAUCAGAAGAGCAGAGUGAAGAAACUGCUACUGGAGGACGAGCUUCUGCUUCUAUUGAUCAUUGGACUGAAGUCAGUCAGAUAAUUAUCUCUCGAAUACAACUCAGUGAUUCUGCUGUUCAUUACUGUGCACGGAGUCGGCGAUCAGCACACACAGUGAUACAGAGCACGGAGAGAGUUACACAAAAACCUGAACAUGGUGGGGAUUACCAAUACAGUGAUACAGAGCUGGAAAACAGCAGUACAAAAACCAAAACAUGGUGGGGAAUACCGACACAGUGA